Messenger RNA from Tauraco erythrolophus (red-crested turaco), 1134 nucleotides. The record is from RefSeq and is a predicted model, not a curated record. Lineage: Eukaryota; Metazoa; Chordata; Aves; Musophagiformes; Musophagidae.
AAGAGUCAUCGAAGGAAAAGAUCCAGGAGUGUAGAGGAUGAUGAGGAGGGUCACCUGAUCUGUCAGAGUGGAGACGUACUAAGUGCAAGAUAUGAGAUUGUUGGUACUUUGGGUGAAGGUGCUUUUGGAAAAGUAGUGGAAUGCAUCGAUCACAAAGCGGAAGACAGACAUGUAGCUGUGAAAAUAGUAAAAAACGUUGCUAGGUACUCGGAAGCAGCUCAUGCAGAAAUAGAAGUACUGGAACAUUUAAAUGCAUCGGAUCCCAGCAGUACAUAUCGCUGUGUCCAGAUGUUGGAGUGGUUUGAGUACUAUGGACAUGUCUGCAUUGUUUUUGAGCUCCUGGGGCUCAGCACCUAUGACUUCAUUAAAGAGAAUGGCUUUCUGCCAUUUAGGCUGGACCACAUUAGGCAGAUGGCAUAUCAGAUCUGCACGUCUGUCAACUUUUUGCAUUUGAACAAGUUGACACACACAGAUCUGAAGCCAGAGAAUAUUUUAUUUGUGACAUCUGACUAUGUAGAAGAGUAUAACCCCAAACUGAAAUGCGAGGAACGCACGCUGAAAAAUCCAGAUAUCAAAGUUGUGGACUUUGGGAGUGCAACAUAUGAUGAUGAGUAUCAUAGCACUUUGGUGUCUACAAGACAUUACAGAGCUCCUGAAGUUAUCCUAGCACUGGGAUGGUCACAACCAUGUGAUGUUUGGAGCAUUGGAUGUAUUCUCAUAGAGUAUUACCUUGGAUUCGCACUAUUUCCGACCCAUGACAGCAAAGAACACCUGGCAAUGAUGGAGCAAAUACUAGGGCCUUUGCCAAGUCACAUGAUAAAGAAAACCAGGAAACGGAACUAUUUCCAUCACAACCGGCUGAACUGGGACAAACACUGUUCUGCUGGCAGAUACGUCUCAAGGCGCUGUAAGCCACUGAAGGAAUUCAUGACCUGCCACGAUUCUGACCAUGAGAGCCUCUUUGACCUCAUCGAAAAGAUGCUGGAGUAUGAUCCAGCCAAGCGCAUUACUCUUGAAGAAGCAUUGAAACAUCCUUUCUUCUUCCCAUUGAAACGGGAAAAAAGGGCACGGUCUCCUGGAGCUGAGCAAGCUGACACAGAUGUCAGUUCACCAAAGAAAUACAAAAGAUAUUAA